Odocoileus virginianus texanus is the source of this 1284-nucleotide messenger RNA. Lineage: Eukaryota; Metazoa; Chordata; Mammalia; Artiodactyla; Cervidae. The record is from RefSeq and is a predicted model, not a curated record.
CUUCCUGUGAGACGGUUGGUGCCUUAGCAACUAAACCUAGUAACUAGGGAAUCUUCAAGUGCUUCGAAUUUCCGUUGAAGGGCCUUGGAAACCUUUCGCUCAUAAGGUGCGGUUUCCAGCCUCCUGGGCAAGGCAACAGUCUCCUCCCUUGCCUGGGACUCUGGAACCAUUUCAGUCUGGUGAAAGUAAGAGGCAGUUUGGGACUAGAAGGCUUUCGCGGAGAAAAGUCUGACAUGCCUAUCCUGUGUGACAGAUUGCUGAAGCUAAAAGAGAUGUUUAAUUCUAAGUUUGGAUCCAUUCCCAAGUUUUAUGUUCGAGCACCAGGAAGAGUCAAUAUAAUAGGAGAGCAUAUAGAUUACUGUGGAUAUUCUGUUCUUCCUAUGGCUGUAGAACAAGAUAUGUUAAUAGCUGUGGAACCUGUGAAAACACAUAUUCUCCAGCUGGCCAAUACCAAUCCCUUGUACCCGGACUUCACUACUAGUGCUAAUAACAUCCAGAUUGACAAAACCAAGCCUCUGUGGCACAACUAUUUCCUAUGUGGAUUUAAAGGAAUUCAGGAACACUUUGGUCUCAGUGACCUGACUGGAAUGAACUGCUUGGUCGAUGGAAACAUCCCACCGAGUUCUGGCCUCUCCAGCUCCAGUGCUUUGGUCUGUUGUGCUGGCUUGCUGACACUCACAGUACUGGGCAUGAGCCUAUCCAAGGUGGAGCUUGCAGAAAUCUGUGCCAAGAGUGAACGUUACAUUGGCACUGAAGGAGGAGGGAUGGACCAGUCCAUAUCAUUUCUUGCAGAAGAAGGAACUGCCAAGUUGAUAGAAUUUAGUCCUCUGAGGGCAACUGAUGUGAAACUCCCAAGUGGAGCAGUGUUUGUGAUUGCCAACAGUUGUGUGGAAAUGAAUAAGGCAGCAACUUCUCAUUUCAACAUCAGGGUGAUGGAAUGUCGGCUGGCUGCAAAGCUCCUGGCUAAGCACAAAAGCUUGCCAUGGAAAGAAGUGCUGCGGCUAGAGGAGGUGCAGGCCAAACUGGGGAUCAGUCUGGAAGAAAUGCUUUUGAUCACAGAGGACGCCCUUCAUCCUGAACCCUACAGCCCUGAGGAGAUCUGCAAAUGUCUGGGAAUUAGCCUGCAGGAACUCAAGACCCAAAUUCUCAGUCCAAACACUCAAGAUGGUGAGUCUGCUGCAGAAAAUAGAGCAUGUGUUGUUCCCCCACCCCCAGGUGGAAAGUUUCCGUGCCCCAUGGAUUUUUACUGAUUUUGAAGCAUGCUUGAGGGAAUUUGGAAAAUGU